AUGCCGCCCGGGGCCCCACUGCCAGGUCAACUACCACAACCUCCUAAUCAAAAAAGACCACCCUUGGGUUUCACUUCAUCUCAAUAUUGUCAAUGGAACGAUUAUGGAUUGAAACCUCAAGUAGAUGUGUUAGAAAGAACUGGGCUCAAAGACCUAGGCUUCAAAACCUUUGUCAUAGCUUGUGAAUGGAACAAGGGAAUGGAUCCAGAAGGAAAACUAAUCGUUGAUGAUAAACAAUUUGAAGGUGGACUUACUGGCUUUGGUAGAUUCUUACAAGAUAAGCAAAUGAAAUUCGGUCUAAGGAUAGAUUCAGUGACUGCAGGAUGCCCAUGGCCACCUAAGAAGAAGAAAAAAGUUUUGGGAAUUUUUCGUAGAUCAGAUGAAAACGAGAAAUUAGGAUUGAAUAGUAAACAACUUCAAAAAAGGAAAGGAGAUUAUCCACCACUUGAUCCAAGUAGAGUUGAGAAUCAAUUUCAACAAAUCGCUUCCUGGGGUGUCACUCAUCUUGAGUACAGACCUUGUCUCUUUGUCACAGCGGGGGCGAUACAAAACCCAGAUCUCUCAAAGGUCACGAAUGAUCCAUACAUUCAAAUGAAACAGUCGAUUCAAAGAUCUCAAAAAGACAUCUUUCUUGCUACUGGUCAAUGGGGUGUUACAGAUGAAACAAGAUUAGAAACAGCAGAUACUUGGAGAGUCAAUAAUCCAGCAAAAGAAGAUUGGCAAAAAAUUCGACAAACUAUCAAUGCAAUGGUAGCUUUAUCACAUAAAUCCGCUCCAGGUCAUUUCAAUGAUUUAGAUGCAAUAGAUUGGAAUCAUCGCGAUCUAAGUCCGAUGGAACAGGCUACACAAGUGAUAUUUUGGGCUGCCACAAAAUCUCCUUUAUUACUUACUGGUGAUUUGAAUCAGGACAACCCAUCAAUCCUGGGUUUCUUGAAAAAUAAAGCUCUCAUAGAUAUCAAUCAAGAUGCACUUGGAAAAAGUAUCACUUUUAGACGUCGUUAUACCAAUGACAACGAUGUUUGGGCUGGAGAACUAAGUGACGGAAGCAUGGUCGCAAUGUUGAUCAACUGGAAAGAUGAAGAAAGAGAAUUAACAUUAUCUCUGGCUGAUGUUGAGUUGACUUCAGCAAAUGGGUUUGAUGUGAUUUCAGGAAAGGAUUUAGGCCCAUCCAACACAACUCAAAGCAAAACCAAGGGAAUGGGCAAAGCAGUCUUAAGACCAGUCACCGACAAAUUGCAAGCCAUGACAUAUUUAGAGCCAGAUGGAGUAGGUGCAGUACAAUUUGUGAACUUGGAAGGAGGUGAUAAAGGUGGUAGACUUUUAGUUGCAAUUGAUUAUAUUAACUCUAAAUUAGAUGAUUUCUCUCCAAGUUGGUGUCCAAAUUGUCUGAUUGCUAAAAUCAAAGUCAAUGAUGCUCCUGAAGUUGAAAUUGAAUUUCCUAUCACUGGAUUGACAAACAAUAUACCCAUGUCAUAUUUAGUAGAGUUAGAUGGUUUUAAACCUGGAAGUGAUAAUACACUUACAUACACAGGUGCACACAAGCAGGCUGCUCCUGAUAUAACUCAAGUAUCUUUUUUCUCAGCUUCUGCCCCAUCUGGGUAUCAGUAG
Melampsora larici-populina 98AG31 is the source of this 1608-nucleotide messenger RNA. RefSeq names its product family 27 glycoside hydrolase. The transcript has 15 exons. Gene Ontology annotation, molecular function: hydrolase activity, hydrolyzing O-glycosyl compounds. Bases 1 to 1608 code for a protein of 535 amino acids. The record is from RefSeq and is a predicted model, not a curated record. Lineage: Eukaryota; Fungi; Basidiomycota; Pucciniomycetes; Pucciniales; Melampsoraceae. Gene Ontology annotation, biological process: carbohydrate metabolic process.